Molecule: messenger RNA, 1299 nt
Organism: Malassezia vespertilionis
Lineage: Eukaryota; Fungi; Basidiomycota; Malasseziomycetes; Malasseziales; Malasseziaceae
Exons: 2
Coding region: 1-1299 (432 amino acids)
Biological process (GO): regulation of DNA-templated transcription
Molecular function (GO): DNA-binding transcription factor activity
Source: RefSeq, a predicted model, not a curated record
AUGAAACAAACGCAAACUUUGGCUAUUGAUCCAUCGCUGCUGAUGCGUGCCACAGCUGAGGCAGAGGGCGACACAUCUCCCUCCACGUCUCGAACCUCCUUAUCGUCGUCGUCGUCGUCAUCAUCGCCACCGCCGCAGCCGUCGCUGAAGCGCACGAUGCGCGAAGAAGCUAUUGCUGCUCCACCGCGCAAGACACAUCGAACAUCUGAUGAGGAGAAAAAAUUGCGGCUUCUUGCGCGACAACAGCGUAACCGUCAUUCUGCGCAAUUAUCGCGCGAGAAAAAGAAGGCGCAGAUUGAACAAAUGGAGGAAGCGUUGUUUGCAUGUCAAGCGGAAAAUGAGGCCAUGCGUACCCGUGAGCAACAGCUCGUGCGCAAAGGCGAGGCGAUGCAGUCUCAAAUUGGGGAACUCAGCGCAAGAGUGUUGCAGCUUGAGAGUCUACUGAUAAACACGGUAAAGGCACAGGGGCAUAUGCAUCAGAUCCAGUCAACUGGUUUGAACGGGUUUGUGAAUGAAAAGGAUACGAGUACAGAGGAGUUUGACGAUGUACAGCAGGUUGGGACCUUGUCUGGCGAGGAGCAAGCAAGAGCAGCGCCCGCUGUAGCGCUAAACGUCGGAUUGCUGGAAUCGCAGCUUGGAGUUCAGUCAAUGAAACGCACUUGCCUCCCGGCAGCGGAGGUGACCGCGGGUGCGGACAUCAUCAUUGAUCAUGAACCGAGCCGCGAGGUCAGCAUCAUUGGACGUGGAGCAGAAGCAACAGCCAAUGGCAGCAGCAUUGCAACCAUUCCCAGCCUUGACCAAGGUCACCUUGCCAACAUCGAACGACCCUCUGUGUCCGCAGCCUUUACACAAGCAGACCCAUUCAACGCCUUUGGAGGACUUCAUGCAACAUUGCAGCAGCCCGUUCCAAGCAUCGGAUCCACCGGUGCUUCGGUUGCGGCUAAAGAUUCCCUCUUCUCGCUUGCACAAAGUCUUUCGGAGACACAUGCUGCGACAGCAGGUUGUGGCAGCGCAAUAGUGACCUGCGACGCACCGGAGCAGGACUUGGAUCUUCUCAUUUCCUCUUUUGCGCCCUCGACGGACACGGACUCUUUUUCGUGGCAGUCUGACAAUGCCUCCAUUACGACACCUUUCUCUCACAUUGAUACUGACGAGCCUAGUGUGCCGUCAGACUAUGUUAAGGACGAGACACUAUUUUCCCCUCACGACUAUGUGGACAUGGACGUCUAUCUCCACGCUUCCCUGGACAAGGAAGAAGGCAUGGAUUUGCCGCUGUUUUCUAGUAUUGCGUGUAUGUAG